Messenger RNA from Capronia coronata CBS 617.96, 1197 nucleotides. RefSeq lists its product as uncharacterized. The transcript is spliced from 2 exons. Lineage: Eukaryota; Fungi; Ascomycota; Eurotiomycetes; Chaetothyriales; Herpotrichiellaceae. The record is from RefSeq and is a predicted model, not a curated record. Gene Ontology annotation, molecular function: nucleotide binding. The coding region runs from base 1 to 1197 and encodes 398 amino acids.
AUGGCACCCAAAGUUGUUCGAUGGGGAAUCUUGGCGACGGGCGGUAUCGCCCAAACUUUUACCAAAGACCUUCUUGUGGACCCCGCCACGCGAGGUGUUCAUGAAAUCAAGCACACCGUUGUUGCAGCGGCAAGCUCGUCGAGCGCCUCUCGAGCCCAGGAAUUCUUGAAAUCAGUCAACGCUCCUUCAUCGGCUGUGGCUUACGGCUCCUACAAAGAACUCGUGCAGAACAAAGAUGUCGAUAUUGUCUACGUUGCCACCCCUCACUCCCACCAUUACCAAAAUGUCAUGCUCUGUCUCGACGCCGGGAAGAACGUGCUAUGCGAGAAGGCCUUCACGGUGAAUGCAGCCCAGGCGAAGAAGCUUAUUGAAACGGCCCGCGAGAAGAACCUCUUCCUUAUGGAGGCCGUCUGGACACGCUAUUUCCCGAUCUCGAUCUACGUCCGGGAUGCCAUCACGUCCGGAAGACUUGGAACCGUGACCAGAGUCUACUCGGAUAACUCCCUGGCUGCAGAGCCCGAAAAGGCGUGGCCGGGCGGUAAAAGCAGAAUGGUCGCUCCUGAUCUGGCCGGGGGUGCUCUUCUUGACAUGGGCAUCUACAGCCUGACCUGGGUGUUCCAGACACUCUAUACCACACAGUCUCCUCAACACCGCAAACCUCCUCGUGUUGUUUCGACCAUGCAGAGAUACCCUGAGACUGGGGUGGAUGAAAUGACAACCAUGCUUUUGACCUUCCCCCGGGACGCCGCCGCCGGCGGUGACAUGCAUGCUACAGCCACAACUAGUUUCCGCGUGGGAAAUGACGUUGACGGGGCCGGCACCUGUGGGCCUGCCGUCCGCAUUCAAGGCACACUUGGUGAAAUGCAAGUCUGGCCUCCAAUCUAUCGACCUACUCGCACCAGGCUCAUCCUCAAGGACGGCACAAUCGAAGACAAGAACUGGCCUCAACCUGGCCCAGGCAAGGGGAGCGGAUGGUACAAUGGGUUUGGCGGCAGUGUCAAUCAAGAGGGAGAAGGGCACGGCAUGUUCUGGGAGGCAGAUGAGGCUGCUCUGGCCUUGGUGGAAGGUAGAAAAGAAGGCAAGUUCGAAAGCUUGGAUGAAUCUUUGGUCAUCAUGGAGCUCAUGGACGAGGUUCGAAGGCAGAACGGUCUCGUGUACCCGGAGAAGAUCGAGACGACAGACAGAGUCGAGCUCUGA